AACGGUCUAUUUUAAUAAAUUCAAAUUGGUAGGGACAUGCUUGAUAACGUCAAAGUUGUAGGCACUUGCUAGUUAGCUGUCCAGCCAACAUGCUACGAGGAAAGUAUUUGGGAUUAGCUAGUGCGUUCUUGCCUGCUAGCUAGCUGACCAGUAUACACGUCUACAGCUUGCGCGCUACAAUACUGUAUGUAUCCAGACUUGUUCUCAUCUUGCUAGCUAGCUAGUAAUGCAACGUUAGUGAGAAAGUGCAACUUAUACGGUUAUAACAGUCUUUCACGUAGCUAAUUUCAAGGGUUCUUGAAGUAGAGAUGGCAACGUUUUAAGAGAGACUCUACAAGCCUGCAUCAAAUCAGACAACAUUUGAACGGUCUCUGAUGGAGAAGAGGUCUCAAGGAGACCAACAUCUAUGGGCUCCCGCUCCAGCCAUGUUUGGCACAGAAUCCUCACUAAGCAUGUUUCUGAAUACCCUGACCCCCAAGUUCUAUGUGGCUCUGACAGGGACCUCCUCCUUGAUAUCAGGACUUAUUCUGAUAUUUGAGUGGUGGUACUUCAGGAAGUACGGGACUUCCUUCAUCGAGCAGGUGUCUGUAAGCCACCUGCGCCCCCUGCUGGGCGGCGUGGACAACAGCUCCCCGACGAACUCCAGCACCAGUAACGGAGAUGCAGACUCCAACCGACAGAGUGUGUCUGAAUGUAAAGUGUGGCGAAAUCCACUGAAUCUAUUUCGAGGGGCGGAGUAUAAUCGGUACACGUGGGUGACAGGCCGGGAACCACUCACGUAUUACGACAUGAACCUCUCGGCACAAGACCACCAGACCUUCUUCACGUGCGACUCGGACCACCUCCGGCCAGCGGACGCCAUUAUGCAGAAAGCCUGGAGAGAGAGGAACCCACAGGCUCGAGUCUCUGCCGCACAUGAAGCCCUGGAACUGGAAGACUGUGCGACAGCCUACAUUCUUCUGGCGGAGGAGGAAGCCACCACCAUCAUGGAGGCCGAGAAGCUCUUCAAACAGGCCCUGAAGGCCGGAGAGGGCUGCUACCGACGCAGCCAGCAGCUUCAACACCACGGAGCACAGUACGAGGCACAGCAUAGAAGGGACACCAAUGUUGUGGUAUACAUCAAGAGGAGACUGGCCAUGUGCUCUAGAAAGCUGGGCCGGACCAGAGAAGCUGUGAAAAUGAUGAGAGAUUUAAUGAAGGAGUUCCCUCUCCUCAGUAUGUUCAAUAUCCAUGAGAACCUGCUGGAGUCCUUACUAGAGCUACAGAACUACGCAGAUGUACAGGCCGUACUAGCCAAGUACGACGAUAUUAGUUUACCCAAAUCUGCAACAAUAUGCUACACAGCAGCCUUGCUCAAAGCCAGGGCAGUAUCAGACAAGUUCUCUCCAGAGGCCGCGUCCAGACGAGGGCUGAGUACAGCAGAAAUGAACGCGGUAGAAGCCAUACACAGAGCGGUGGAGUUCAAUCCACACGUCCCCAAAUACCUGUUAGAAAUGAAAAGUUUAAUCCUGCCCCCGGAGCACAUUCUGAAGCGAGGGGACAGUGAGGCUAUAGCCUACGCCUUCUUUCACCUGCAACACUGGAAGAGAGUGGAAGGGGCCCUUAACCUUCUCCACUGUACCUGGGAGGGCACUUUUAGAAUGAUUCCAUACCCUCUGGAGAAAGGCCACCUCUUCUAUCCAUAUCCAAUUUGCACAGAGACCGCAGACAGAGAGCUGCUACCAAGGUUUUGUGUGGAUCCCAUGAAAAGUAGCUGCUCUCAAUGGCAUCCUAAUAAAAUCUUGAACACGCACAUAACAGAAAAGUGUUUCAUGAGGUAUCCGUGUACCCUAAGAAGGAGCUGCCAUUCUUCAUCCUGUUCACGGCUGGACUCUGCUCCUUCACCGCCAUGCUGGCACUCCUCACACACCAGUUCCCUGAGCUCAUGGGAGUCUUCGCUAAAGCUUUUCUUAGCACCCUGUUUGCUCCUCUGAAUUUCAUCAUGGAGAAAGUGGAGAGCAUCCUGCCGUCCAGUCUUUGGCAUCAGCUCACACGCAUCUGACCAGCAUCAACCGGAUUAAACCUAAACAGACUGACGCACCCUUUGUGCCAAGAUCUUGGAUUGGACAGGCAGAGGAUGGAAUGGAAGAGAAAAGGGAGACAUGGAAUUCUGAAUUGGUUUUGACUUUAUUUCAUAUGUUUUCAAAUCUCAUGUAAAACCGUUUUUUGUUGUACAAAAAAAGGUAAUCAAUUGUCAUCAUUAAAAAAGUGAAAAAGACAAAUAAAAUAAAGGACUUUUGUGUAUUGCUACAA
Esox lucius (northern pike) is the source of this 2292-nucleotide messenger RNA. RefSeq names its product suppressor of tumorigenicity 7 protein homolog. The transcript has 19 exons. The record is from RefSeq and is a predicted model, not a curated record. Lineage: Eukaryota; Metazoa; Chordata; Actinopteri; Esociformes; Esocidae. The coding region runs from base 375 to 1973 and encodes 532 amino acids.